AUGCUCAAGGGCCUGAGGCAGCAGGCUACAAGAGCUAGGCUUCAGGCCCUGUCAGCCACAAACCCCACCGUGCCUCUGGCGACACAGUGGGGUGCGACGGGCCUGGAGCCGGCAGACCAGCCCGCAGACCAGCCCGCAGACCAGUCCGCAGACCAGCCCGCAGACCAGCCCGCAGACCAGCCCGCAGACCAGCCCCCAGACCAGCCCGCAGACCAGCCCGCAGACCAAGUUCCAAGGGAGGAGGUAGUGCACGAAGUCCCCACAGCCCCAGAGGAGCAGCUGGUAGCUUACCCUCCUACAGACAUUUUGGCCGAAGCGCUCCACGAGGCCCUGCAUGUCGUGUACGAACUCCCCACAGCCCCAGAGGAGGAUCUGGUCGCCCCGGACUGGGAGCUGGCUACCCCGGACUGGGAGCUGGUCGGCCAUGAGGAGGAGGUGGUGGCCACGCCCUCCGUGCUUUUUAUGACCUCACAGAUGAAGAGCUCCACGUGGACCUGCAUGUUGUGCACAAAGUCCCUGGAGCAAUGGAGGAGGUGCUGGCCGCCUCGGACUGGGAGCUGUGUGCGCCGGAGUGGGAGCUGGUCAUGCACGAGGAGGAGGUGGUUACCUCUCGGCCAAGCACGCCUUGACAAGUUUUUUUUUUUUUAGUUUUAAAGUUUGAUUUGUAAAUUAUUUUGGUUUGAUCAUUUUGGAUAUUGUACAGUUUUUUAAGGUUUUGCGUGUUUGUUUUGAUUUGUUUGAAUUUUUAUACGUUUUUGCAUGUUUGUUUUGAAGUGUUGUGUGCUUUUUAUAAGGAGUUUUGUUAUUUAUUUUUAUAGUAUGUUUUUCUUAGUGUGUUUAAUAUUUAACUUUU
Molecule: messenger RNA, 853 nt
Organism: Paramisgurnus dabryanus
Lineage: Eukaryota; Metazoa; Chordata; Actinopteri; Cypriniformes; Cobitidae
Source: RefSeq, a predicted model, not a curated record